GUUUAUGUGUCAGUUGAUUUGGGGAAAAAGUGGAUCCUGCUGCAGGAGAGAGUUUCAAAAGAUCAUAUUUUUUGGGCUGUUGCUGGAGUUGAUGGAGACCCUGAUUUAGUUCAUAUGGAAAUCCAGGACACUGGUGGAGGUUAUCGUUACAUCACUUGCCAGAUUCAAAAUUGUUCUGAUAAGACAAUGGCAGUCCAGUUUGCUGGUGGCACUGAUCGGGAUUCCCUGACUGUGCAGGAUGACUACAUAUUUCUUCAGACAACAUCAGGAAACCGGACCAAGUAUUACGUGUCUUACCGUCGAAACGGCUUCGUGCAGAUGAAGUUACCGAAAUACGCGUUGCCAAAAGAUUUACAGAUAAUCAGUACGGAUGAAAACCAAGUAUUUGUGGCUGUUCAGGAGUGGUACCAAACAGACACAUACAACCUGUACCAGUCUGACCCCCAAGGUGUUUACUACUCCAUCCUGCUAGAGAAUGUCCGGAGCACAAAACAACCAGAAGAGAAUGUCCUGAUAGAUAUUCUAGAGGUCAGAGGUGUAAAAGGAGUCUUUUUGGCCAACCAGAAGAUUGAUGGGAAAGUUACAACUCUAAUAACCUACAACAAAGGCCGUGACUGGGAUUUUUUAAACCCUCCAGACACUGAUAUGAAUGGCAAACCAACAAACUGCAAGCCUCCUGAUUGCUACCUUCACCUCCAUCUUCGCUGGGCAGACAAUCCAUACGUGUCAGGAACAGUCCAUACAAAGGAUACUGCACCGGGGCUGAUCAUGGGGGCAGGUAACCUGGGGUCACAGCUGGUUGAAUAUAAAGAAGAGAUGUACAUAACAUCCGACUGUGGGAACACGUGGCGUCAGGUCUUUGAAGAAGAACAUCACAUCCUUUACUUGGACCAUGGUGGAGUUAUUGUGGCCAUCAAAGACACCUCAAUCCCUCUAAAAAUACUCAAAGUCUUUGGACAUAUUAGUUACCGUUCCGACUGGGAGCUGGUGAAGGUAGACUUCAGACCAUCCUUCCCCAGGGAGUGCACUGAUGAUGACUAUGAAUCUUGGGACCUCACAAAUCUACAGGGUGAUCGUUGCAUCAUGGGUCAACAAAGAAGCUUUCGGAAGAGGAAGAUUUCAUCAUGGUGCAUUAAAGGGAGGAGUUUCACGUCAGCUCUCACAUCCAGAGUUUGUGAAUGUGCGAACUCUGACUUUUUAUGUGAUUAUGGGUUUGAGCGCUCUGCAGCUCUGAAAUCAGACUCUAGCAAAUGUUUUGCUGACUUCUGGUUUAACCCAGAGGCACCUCCUGAAGACUGUGUGCUGGGACAGGCGUAUACAAGCAGCACUGGGUACAGAAAAGUUGUUUCUAAUGUGUGUGAAGGUGGUGUGGACCUGCAGCAGAACUUAGCACAACAUAUGUGUCCAUUGAUUGCUCCCAAAGGACUCCAGAUCAGCAUCAGAGGGGAAAGCCUGGCUGUUAAGCCUGGGGAAGACAUCACCUUCAUUGUCAGACAGGAGCAGGGCGAUAUAUUGAAUACCAAAUACCAGGUAGAUCUUGGAGAUGGAUUUAAGGCAAUAUAUGUGAAUCUUACAAUGACUGGAGAACCAAUUCGUCACCGUUACGAGAACCCCGGGAUUUAUCGUGUCUCGGUUAAGGCUGAGAAUGUUGCUGGGCAUGAUGAGGCCGUAAUGUUUGUCCAAGUUAAUUCUCCAUUACAGGCUUUAAGUUUGGAAGUGCUUCCAGUCAUUGGCAGAAACCAGGAGGUGAACCUGACAGCCAUCAUAUUGCCAAAGAAUCCUAAUUUGACAGUCUUCUACUGGUGGAUAGGAAACAGUCUUCAGCCACUUCUUACAUUGGAGAGUUUUUUGGUGGCAAGGUUUGCUGAGACAGGUGAAGUUAGAGUUACAGUGCAAGCUUCCUGUGGGAACUCCAUGCUUCAGGAUUCAAAGGUUGUCCAUGUUUUUGAUCAUUUUCAUGUUCUUUCUCUGAAGUUUACUAAGCACCUGGACAUGUACAACCCCGACAUACCAGAAUGGAGGGAAGACAUAGGGCGAGUAGUAACACGACUUCUUGCAAAGGAAACUAAUAUACCUGAAGAAACGCUUGUGACAGUUGUGAAACCUGGUCUGCCCACAACUGCUGACUUGCAUGUGCUACUACCAGCAAACCAGCCAAAGAGGAAGAUGAGUGUAACUAGUGAUAAGAGGAUAGCGGCUUUAAAGCAGGCCUUGAACGCGCACAACAUCAGUUUCUUUCUGCGGGGAGGACACUGGGUCUUAGUGACUUUAGCUGACUCCGAUUCAGACUCUGAAAGGCUUGGAGGAGGCAGUGGCUACUGGGCUAUUGUGGUUCUCUUUGUUAUCUGUCUAGUCAUAGUUGGGGCUUUCAUCCUCUACAAAUUUAAAAGGAAACUCCCAGGCAGAAAUGUCUACGCCCAGAUGCACAAUGAAAAGGAGCAGGAGAUGACAAGCCCUGUCAAUCACAGUGAGGACACUCAGAACAUCAUCCAGGGUGAGGAGUUUAUUGAUGAUGAUCUGGAUUCCCAAACACUAGGUAACGCAAGAGUGACUCCUUCUGGGAGAAGUGGCAACUUGAACAGCUACAGAGUUCCCCUAUUGCUGAUGCCGGUCAGUGUCCAGUCCCAGGCAAUCACUCAGGCGUGGUUUUGAGCAUCAACUCCAGAGAGAUGCACAGUUACCUGGUUAGCUGAUAUUUACAGCUGAACACAAAAACCGAAAGACACUUCUCUGUAUCGUUUUAUUUUUCCCUGAUGAUAUCACUAAAAUUUCAAAUAUGGCUGUAAAUGCUGGUGGAGAGGAGGUUCCUUAACAGUGCUGUGGAAAAAAGCAUCCAUCAUCAGUUACCAGGGAGAAGGAUAAUAUAUUUUGUGUUCUUCUAUGGCCUGGAAACUUGUUACAAUUCAAACUCAAAGUAAGGUAGCAAAUUUGUAGUCCUAGGCACAUUCAAAGACACAUUCUUUGUUUUCUCUGUAUAUGUUCUAGUUUCUUUGUGUUUAUUUUUAGAAGGAUUGUCUGUAACUUUUUAAUUAUAUUUUUAAUAGUGGUAAUCAGUGGAAGGCUGGGACUCUUCAGCUU
Tinamus guttatus (white-throated tinamou) is the source of this 3078-nucleotide messenger RNA. The record is from RefSeq and is a predicted model, not a curated record. Lineage: Eukaryota; Metazoa; Chordata; Aves; Tinamiformes; Tinamidae.